AUGGGAAAACUUGAAAAUGCUUCCUGGAUCCACGAUCCUCUCAUGAAAUACUUGAACAGCACAGAGGAGUACUUGGCCUACCUGUGUGGACCCAAGCGCAGUGAUCUAUCCCUUCCGGUGUCUGUGGCCUAUGCGCUGAUCUUCGUGGUAGGUGUGAUGGGCAAUCUUCUGGUGUGCCUGGUGAUUGUCCGACAUCAGACAUUGAAGACACCCACCAACUACUAUCUCUUCAGCUUGGCAGUCUCAGACCUACUGGUCCUGCUCUUAGGGAUGCCUCUGGAAGUCUAUGAGAUGUGGCACAAUUAUCCCUUCCUGUUUGGGCCGGUGGGAUGCUACUUCAAGACAGCCCUCUUCGAGACUGUGUGCUUUGCCUCCAUUCUCAGUGUCACCACGGUUAGCAUUGAGCGCUACGUGGCCAUCGUCCACCCGUUCCGAGCCAAGCUGGAGAGCACGCGGCGACGGGCCCUCAGGAUCCUCAGCCUAGUUUGGAGCUUCUCUGUGGUCUUUUCUUUGCCCAACACCAGCAUCCAUGGCAUCAAGUUCCAGCAGUUUCCCAACGGGUCCUCCGUGCCUGGCUCAGCCACCUGCACAGUCACCAAGCCCAUGUGGGUAUAUAACUUCAUCAUCCAAACCACCUCCUUCCUCUUCUACAUCCUCCCGAUGACCCUCAUCAGCGUCCUCUACUAUCUCAUGGGGCUCAGGCUAAAGAGAGAUGAAUCCCUUGAGGCAGACAGAGUGACUGUGAACAUUCACAGACCCUCCAGAAAAUCCGUCACCAAGAUGCUGUUUGUCUUGGUCCUCGUCUUUGCUAUUUGCUGGACCCCCUUCCAUGUGGACCGGCUCUUCUUCAGCUUCGUGGACGAGUGGACUGAGUCCCUGGCUGCUGUGUUCAACCUCAUCCAUGUCGUAUCAGGUGUCUUUUUCUAUCUGAGCUCCGCGGUCAACCCUAUUAUUUAUAACGUCCUGUCUCGACGCUUCCGAGCGGCCUUUCGGAAUGUCCUCUCUCCUUCCUGCAAAUGGUGUGGGCCCCAGCAUCGGCCACAGGGGCCUCCAGCCCAGAAGGUCAUCUUCUUGACAGAAUGCCACCUUGUAGAACUAACAGAGGAUGCGGGCCCCCAGUUCCCUUGUCAAUCAUCCAUCCACAGCACCCACCUUACCACCGUCCCCUGUGCUGAAGAGGUACCAUGA
Mus pahari (shrew mouse) is the source of this 1188-nucleotide messenger RNA. It is a transcript of the gene Nmur2, whose product is annotated as neuromedin U receptor 2. Gene Ontology annotation, cellular component: plasma membrane. The record is from RefSeq and is a predicted model, not a curated record. Lineage: Eukaryota; Metazoa; Chordata; Mammalia; Rodentia; Muridae. Bases 1 to 1188 code for a protein of 395 amino acids. Gene Ontology annotation, biological process: G protein-coupled receptor signaling pathway. The transcript is spliced from 4 exons. Gene Ontology annotation, molecular function: neuromedin U receptor activity.